Messenger RNA from Amphiprion ocellaris (clown anemonefish), 2403 nucleotides. RefSeq names its product URI1 prefoldin like chaperone (gene uri1). Gene Ontology annotation, biological process: negative regulation of transcription by RNA polymerase II; negative regulation of phosphatase activity. The transcript is spliced from 11 exons. Lineage: Eukaryota; Metazoa; Chordata; Actinopteri; Pomacentridae. The record is from RefSeq and is a predicted model, not a curated record. Gene Ontology annotation, molecular function: phosphatase inhibitor activity; transcription corepressor activity; chromatin binding. The coding region runs from base 330 to 1811 and encodes 493 amino acids.
UCACCGUUGUCUUGACGACGAGACCGAGGUGGACGGCACAGCGAGAGUGACGAGGAAAAUAUCUGCUAAUCUCUGGAUAUUAACCGCGGCGGAUAUUUCUGGAAAACCAUGCAGAAACCCUGAAAUGAGAGUGUGAGAUGCUUUUACUUCCGAGAGUGCGGAUAACUAUUACUGCCCCAUUGAUGAAUACGAGCAGAACGGCGCCGAGGGGAAGCGGCUGCUGCCUUCAUAAACACUUCUUUAGGACUCACAACAACCCCUGAAGCUUUUUGUUUUGGGGUCACUGACAAACACCCACCCGAUUCCACGUUGUGCUCUUCCCUCGGCAAAUGGCUGAAAAAGGUCAAACGAACGUGGAGCAUCUAGGCGGAGUAGUCAGGCUCCGAGAGCAACACGAAAAGGUGGUGAAAGACUGUGAAAGUCGGAUGCAGCACUGGAGGAAGGUUUCAGGUGACUAUGAAGCUCUUACUGAUCGCCUCCAAACUCUGCCUGAUCAGCUGUCCUAUGACAUCAUGGUGCCAUUUGGCCCGUUGGCCUUCAUGCCUGGGAAGCUGGUGCACACCAACGAGAUCACGGUGCUGCUGGGUGACAACUGGUUCGCUAAGUGCUCUGCUAAGCAAGCUCAGAAGAUCGUGGAUCACAGGAUGAAAUAUGUGAAGAAUGAAUUAGACGAUCUGUCCAAGACGAUGAAAAACUUUGAAGCCAGAGUCGGGUUUGCGAAGGAUUUGGAAACCAUCUCAGCCAGUAAAGGGGACUAUGUUGACAUCAGAGAGGAGGUCGGAAACAACGACUCUGCUCUCACCAAAGGAAAGCAAAGAAUAGCUCACAAACCAAAUUCUAAGCCCAAGCUGGACGUGGUGUGGGAUCUGAAAGAGGAGGAUGAGGAGGAUGAAGGUGAGAGGGGAGAUGGAGGGAGUAGAAAAGGUGUCAUGACUGAAGAGGAGCUGUGGGCUCGUUUGGAUGAACUGGAGAAACUGGAGGAGCUGCAAGACGAGCAGGACAGAUUGUCUGAUAACGCAGACAUGAACGGUGAAGACACAUCAUCGUCUUCCUCAGAGGAGGAGAAGGAGGCCGAGGCGGCACCUCCAGUAAACGGCCUGAGUUUGAAGCCGAGCUGGAGCUCCAUUUCUGACAGCAAAGCACCGCUCAGCACAGACAGGAAAAAGGAUGACGAAGAAGAGGAGGAUAAUUGUUUGCCCACCAUCUUCUUCUCUCACACAGUCGAACCCAAGAAGGUGAGGAUAAAUACAGGAAAAAACACCACGUUGAAGUUCAGCGAAAGAAAAGAGCAGAAAGAACACUCAAAAAGGAAAAAGAAAAAUGGACACAAUAACGGACACUGUCAUCACGAGCUACACAAAAUCACAACACCAGCAGACAUUUACAGGUUAUUUGUGGACGUGAAGAACGGGGAACCCAUCCCCAGGAAGUCCAUCCUGAAAUCGCGCAGUCGAGAGAACAGCGUGUGCAGCGACACGAGCGAGAGCAGCGCGGCAGACUUCGAAGAGCGCCGGAUGAUCGGACGCAGCUUCAGCCACGACGAGCACAGCGACACCAGCGACGGCAUCACGGAGGAAGACAGUCCGACGACGGUGCCGCUGCAGCUCCCCAGCAGAUAUGAGGCUUUUUCAGGUACAGUGAUAGAAAAGGACCCGAUGCCUUCAGCGGUCCCCCACCUCACCAUCUCUCCACCAGCUCUGCCGACCAUCCUGGAGAGGAAGCAGGAGGAGGUGGCUCCCGAUGUCUCUCCACCCCAGCAGCUCCCAAAAAGAGUAUCGAAGUUCAAAGCUGCCAGGCUGCAGCAGAAGUGACUGUUUCUGAGCAAAUAUCCUUCAUGUUAACUUCUUCUCUCAAGCCUUUGUUUGUUUUCUACAACUGAUGAACUGAGUAAAAAGCAAACACUCAAUUUCACCUUCAUCCGCUCACACUUCUACUCUUACAGGGUUUCUGUCAGUAAAUAUGAGAAAUAGUACAGUAGCAACAAAUCAGCCUUGAGUGUAACGCUGCUUUUUAACAUGCUCCGGUCGCUGUUUAACGCAAUCUCUUUUGCUUAUUUAGUCCUACAGUACAAAAAGCACUUAACAGUUGCUCAUCUUUUUGUUGGGCUUGUUUGAACAGGUUUGCUGUCUGUCGUAAGGUUACCUGUCUGCUGCUUUUCACCUGAUCCGUGUUUUUGCCAGAUUAGGCAGGACUGUAGGCUUUGCCCCGUUGAACGAGUUCCCUAAUUUUAUUUCUUUGUCACAAAUUUAUAAUUUAACACAAUCAGGUGGCCACUAGCUCUCAUGCUGUCUUCUCUUGACCUGCCUAACGAAUGUACGUAUCCCUUUGUGACAAGCUUUAUGUAAAGACAACAAAAGAAUACUGAUAGAAACUGAAAGGAAAAUAAACGAUUUUUGACUACUA